This is a messenger RNA of Daldinia childiae, 585 nucleotides long. RefSeq lists its product as uncharacterized. The coding region runs from base 1 to 585 and encodes 194 amino acids. Gene Ontology annotation, biological process: L-cysteine catabolic process. Gene Ontology annotation, molecular function: ferrous iron binding; cysteine dioxygenase activity. NCBI's taxonomy places the organism in Eukaryota, Fungi, Ascomycota, Sordariomycetes, Xylariales, Hypoxylaceae. The transcript has 3 exons. The record is from RefSeq and is a predicted model, not a curated record.
AUGGACCACUUUGAGCAACUCGUCCAAUCCAUCAAGGAGGAAUUAGGACCGUCAUCUGGGUUGACUUCUGACGAUGUGAACGUGGACCACUUAACACAUAUGAUGGAUCGAUAUAUCUCCGACGAAAAGGAGUGGUCCAAGUAUGCAUUGGCAGACUCCAACAUGGCAUAUACCAGAAAUCUCGUCGACGAGGGGAACGGCAACGCAAACUUGCUCGUGCUAGUUUGGACUCCAGGGAAGGGUAGUCCGAUCCAUGACCACGGUAAGGCUCAUUGCCUGAUGAAGAUCCUCCGCGGCAACCUCACCGAAACUCGAUACGACUUUCCAGACGGCGAUAAUAAGAAACCGAUGCAGCUCAAGUCGGAAACAGUGCGUAAGGAGAAUGCCGUGGCCUAUAUGGCUGACGAACUUGGACUGCAUCGCAUGUCCAACGAGGGUAGCGACUACGCCGUCUCCCUACACCUAUACACCCCGCCGAAUGUGGCCAAGAACGGCUGCAACAUCUUCGACGUUAAGACGGGAAAGAUGACGCAUAUUUCCAAGUGCGGCCACUAUUCAGAGCAUGGUAAACGAGUGCAGCACUAG